This is a messenger RNA of Neocloeon triangulifer, 1544 nucleotides long. RefSeq names its product dipeptidase 1-like. Gene Ontology annotation, biological process: proteolysis. Lineage: Eukaryota; Metazoa; Arthropoda; Insecta; Ephemeroptera; Baetidae. The transcript is spliced from 11 exons. The record is from RefSeq and is a predicted model, not a curated record. The coding region runs from base 111 to 1394 and encodes 427 amino acids. Gene Ontology annotation, molecular function: metallodipeptidase activity.
UGAUAAUUCAUAGCAUACCCAGUAUUUUUAAUGAAGAUUGCAAUCGUCAUACUUGAGCUGACCACUCAGCCAUUCACAAAGAGAGGUUUGCAAAGAAACAAUCAGCAAAAAUGCAUCAAUGGGUUUUUGUAACUAUUGUCAGUGUUACCCUCAUCUGCACUGUAACUUUCCUCAUAAUCUACACUCCCUUCUACGUCGUUCAACAUGAACCGUCUGACCCUUAUGCUGUCGCGAGAAGGGUGUUGAAAACUGCACCGUUGGUCGAUGGGCACAAUGGCUUCCCAAACAAUUUACAUCGAAUUUUGGAAAACAGAAUCCAGAAUACGGAUUUUCGACAAAAUUUAACAGAAGACCCGAUUUGGGGAAUGAAAUCUUGUCCCACCUGCCACUCGGACAUUGUCCGACUAAAAGAAGGAAUUAUGGGAACUCAAUUAUGGGCUGUUGGCUGCAACUGUGAAACAGAAUUCAAAGAUGCAGUGGAGCAAACAAUGGAACAAAUUGACGUUAUGUACAGAUUUAUUGACAUGUACCCUGACGUUUUUCAAUACGCUGGAUCAGCUGCCGACAUUGAAUAUGCACGAUAUGAUGGAAAAAUUGGAGCUAUGUUUCGGAUUGAGGGUGGCCAUACAAUUGACAACAGACUCUCAGUUUUGAGGAAUUACUACAAACUUGGAGUGAGAGCUAUGACACUUUCUUUCGACUGCAACACGCCAUGGGUUGAAUCGUCUGGAAUAAAUGAAGAGGUAAAAGCCGAUCCUGAUAAAAAUUCGACGGGUCUAUCUGACUUUGGACUGCUAGUUAUAGAGGAAAUGAACCGACUAGGCAUGAUAAUUGACCUCACGCACUCAUCCUUGCAAACGCAAAUGGACGUUUUCAACCACUCAAGGGCACCCGUCAUUUUUUCGCAUUCGAACGCGUACGCCUUGUGUGACAACCAUCGCAAUGUGCGCGACGAAGUUUUGCACUUGGUCAGAGACCACGGCGGCCUGGUGAUGGUCAACUUUGACGCGUCCUCCGUCAACUGCUCGGAGGAAGCGACCAUCGCCGAGGUUGCAGAUCAAAUCAAUCACAUCCGAAAUGUGAGCGGCGUCGAUCACGUGGGCAUCGGCAGCCUUUUCGACACAACCAACCGGACCGUUACUGGCUUGGAAGACGUAUCAAAGUUUAUUGAGCUCUUUGCUUACCUGGCUGAUGAAUCUGACGAGAAUUAUCCUGAAUGGACAGAAAUCGAACUGCAAAAACUGGCUGGAAGAAACUUUCUGAACGUAUUCAAAGCUGUGGAAGCUGUAAGUGCAAAAAUGAGGGGAGAAGGCAAGUUGCCUGUUGAGGAGUGGAUUGCAGUUGAGGACCUGACAAAUCACACCGAGUGUAUCACACUCAUGGACGAAUUGUGACAAACUUCAUUUUUCUCCGCAUCUCCUACUAGAUUAAUUGUAAUUGAAUAUACCAUUUUCCGCGGGCUGUGCUGUAAUCAGAUUUGUAACAUAAUAAAAGAGUGCACCAUCAUCCAAGGGCGAUCGAUUUGCCCGCAUCAUUUUCACGCA